Molecule: messenger RNA, 4198 nt
Organism: Poeciliopsis prolifica (blackstripe livebearer)
Lineage: Eukaryota; Metazoa; Chordata; Actinopteri; Cyprinodontiformes; Poeciliidae
Gene: akna
Product: AT-hook transcription factor
Exons: 23
Coding region: 189-4148 (1319 amino acids)
Biological process (GO): neuroblast delamination; neuroblast division in subventricular zone; epithelial to mesenchymal transition
Cellular component (GO): centrosome
Source: RefSeq, a predicted model, not a curated record
CUCUGCUUGGGGUAAUUAGCCUUCCAGGCAGCAGAAUCAGUGUUGCGCUCUGGACUGAUGAUAAUUAGCUUUCUAAAUGUGACCUGUGUCAACGUUGUCUGGAGGAAAGACGUCCUGUAACAUUUUGUAAAACGAGAACCUGAGAGCGAUGCGACUGCUCGACUAAGAAGCUGAGACGUUAGGGCUGAAUGGACAGAAGACAAACCAGACCCGGGGUUCUUCACUGGACUCCGACGCCCGUCCGAGAGUCUGCCUCCUCCACGCUGACAUCCGACGACUCCUGGGAGGAGGAAGACAAUGACGAAGAGGAAGAGGAUGACUUCUUCAAGGAAAUGAAUGAAGAUGGCAUCAUUGGGCUGUCGGAGGCCUUAGAGGAGUGGGAAUUAGGGAACCCGAGUGGCGAUCCUUGCUCCCCAGAGGACACGGUUCCUAGUGGAGGCAACAAGGAUUCAUCUCUGAAGUCCUCUGGAGACGAUUUUCAACUCCGGACAGCCACAGCAGCUGAAAACCCAGAGUCUAACUGUCUGGUCUCCGAGUCCACCUCCUCCUUUUCGCCUCACCUUGCUGCAUUCACCGAGGAGGAGCUGACAGCUACUUCAGAGAUCGAAGGAGAAACCCUCCCCGACGCAGAAGUAGAGUCUUCCUGCAGCCGCAGCAGCAUGAGGUCCAGCCCGCCGUGCCUGGAGCUGAAGCUCAGAGGUUCUCCCCAGCCAGCUGUGGCCAGUUCUGAACAAGAGAACAUUCCUUCAGAAGAAUCAGAAAAGCAGAAAGCUGGACUCCCUCCUGGAGCUCUGAAGUCCAGGACGUGUUCCCUCGGCGGAGCCCAGAACGGCUCGCCAGAGGCCAGAGGUCGUGACAGAAACGUGAAAGCUGCUGGAGCCAGAAGUAACCCUGCAGGAAUGAAUGAGCUCAGGAGAGCAUCACUGUCUCAUCAAACCCUGAACUUCUCAAAGGUGGAACCCAGGAUUCAUUUCCCCAAGCAAGGCUACCAGCCCCCGAAAGGCAGGAAGUCGUUAGAGAAAGCCACGAUGUCGCCGCAGCCCCCCAUCGUGUUUAAAUCCCCCGCCGACAUCGUUCAGGAAGUUCUGUUCAACAGUGGCGGAUCCUCCUACUCCUCCGAUUCCAACACGCCCACACAGGGUCCCAACUCCACCGUCCCUCUAGAGUUCAGGUGUCGGCAGCAGGCCACCACUCUGCUGCAACAGCUUCAGGAAGACUACGAUAGGCUGCUGACCAAGUACGCGGAGGCGGAGAACACCAUCGAUCGUCUCCGUCUGGAAGCAAAGGUGAACCUGGACUCCGAGCCUCCAAAGGCGGGUCACGCUGUGCCUGCUGGGCUGAACCAGAAGGCUUCAUACGCCUUCAAGAUGGAUUUAUUUCACCCUCACAGAGCUACGACCUGCUCUCCUGGACGAGCUUCCCGGCAGGAAAAGUUAGACGCCUCUUCUUUGACAUCCGACUUGGGACAGCAACUCUCUAAUAUCCUCUUCGCUCAGUCUGACAAGUUCCUUCAGCAGGUGCAAAUUUUUGAGGAUCUCUUUAAGAAGGAUGACCUCGCAUCCUUAGAAGAAUUAAAGCGCGGCGUUUCUCAGCUCUACGAGGGGCUGAACUCUCUAGAAAGAGGAUACCUUCUGGCUCGAGAUGAGCACAAGCUCCUGCAGCAGAGAGGACAGGAAACCCGACUUUUUGACCCCGAACGGAAGCUGGAGAGCCUGAUCUUCCAGUGUGGGCUGCGAAUGGAGGACCUGAAGGAGCAGGUGGAGCAGAUUCAGCAGCAGCAGCUUCAGCAUCAGGAGCCGGUUCAGCUGGAAAUGUUUCAGCAGAAUCAGACUGAGCAGGCGGAGCAGGUUCCGCAGGAACCGAUUCAGCAGGAGCUGACUGAGCAACAGGAACCGAUUCCAGAGCAGCUUGAGGAGGAUCAGAUUCAGCAGGAGAAGAUUCAGCAGCAAGAGUCGAUUCAGCAGGAGGUUCAGCAGCACAAAGCCGCUGCUUCUUGUUGUUCUUCACCUCCUGGAACCUCCUUAUCUGAUCUGUCUGAAGGAGAAAUAACCCAGACUCAACCGCAGAGCCCAUCUCUGCCUUCCCAGACGGAUUCAGUUUCUGCAGCAGAGCCGGAGACAACAUCCGCUUGCAAAAACAGUGAGCAAGAGGCUCAAGAAGACUUCCUGUCUCGCUACUUAAGAUCUUUGACUAGAAGGGGCAAACGUGUUGAGUUUGAACCAACUGAUUCGGUGGACUACUGCCAAACACGGAAGGAGUGUUUCAUAGUUCCCAAACCUGCGUCCUCUCUUCCUUCAAACCCGCCUGUGAAGCACGGAGGAGAGAAAGAAGAGCAGAAAGGUUGCAGAAAUGGAAACGCUGAAGUCCAGGAAACUUUUGCACAGAGCAGAAAAGUGAAAUUGGACGUCGUCUCUCUGCGGCGCGCUAAGACCAGCCUUCCCUCAUGCAGCCCCCCCUCCACGCCGCCUGCUGCUUCGGCCCGCAGCAGGAAGCGCUUGGAGCGGAGCAGCAGCCUGAGCAGCGCCUGCAGCCUGGCGGACGCAGCGCCAGAAUGGAGGAGCUGCAAGGUUGAGACAGGAAGCCGGAGGGUCCCGUCUCAGGAUCGGAUCUCCCCAGAGACGGACAGCGGGUUCAUGGGCUCCGAGAGCAGUCAUCAGAUUCCUGGGGUAGUUCCGCUCCGCUACCACCAGGUGGCGACAGAGAGCGUGUCGGAUCUCCAGGACAGAAGCCCAAACAGCCCCCUGUCUGCCUCCCAGCUGGACACGGGGCCUGGAUCCGGCACCGAGCCGGGGCUCCGUCAGAGGAGGAGGAGCAGGCAGAGGAGGCGCACCUUCUCCCCCCAAAGCUCCAUCAGCCAGAGGAAACAGGCCAGAGCCGACGCCAAGCCCUCUGACCUCUGGACGCUCUUUUACUCCAGCACAAGCAACGCUCGCUCCGUCUCUGAAGAGCAGCGCAGCGUCCGCUCCGCCGCCGCCGCUGCUGCCGCCGCCGCCGCCGCCGCCAGCGGCUCUCUCUCCAGCUCCCCGCCGCCCGCCCGCCGCCGCCAUGGCGACCCCCCCAGAGGGCGGAGCUCCAGCUGCGGGGGAGGGGGAGGGGGGAACCCCAUUGACGCGUUCCUGAUCCUGCAAGCCGAAGUUAACCGCCUGAAGGAGAAACUGGAAAUUUCUCGGCGGUACGAGGAACCGCUGAGCUCGACGAAAAACGAGAAGCCGCUGGGCGCCGCGACGACUUCGGCUCAGAAAACCUUCUGCCGCCGCUCCUCCCCGUCUCCCAUCAGGUCCGAUUUUAUCCUCCAGCCUCGACUUAGUCCCAGAUCCACGGAGCUUUGCAGUGACGUCGGUCUGGAGAGGAAAUUAGUUCAGACCUUCGAUGACGUCGAACCGGAGACGCUCGUCUCUCAUCGAACCAGAGAGACGAGAGGCGCCGCUGCGCCAAAACAACAGAAUCUCUUCUUCAGGGGAUCAGAACCGGAGCAGCUUCAGUCUCAGGUUUCCAGAUUCACCCAAACGUCUCUGGCGCCGCCAAACAUCUCGACCUCUGACGUUCGCAGCAGGAAAACACAGACGUGGAUGUCCUCCGCUCCGGAAGCUGCAGACAAACCUGACGGCAAAGACCAGAGUCCUCUCUGUCCUCAGUGUCUGUCCAUCCUCAGGCAGCCUGCACAACGUCCACCAGGGGGCAGCAGAGAGCCGUCGGACCCGCCGUGUUGGUACCGCUGUCACAUCUGUGGACUUCUCAAAAUGCACAAAUGCAAAGAUUCAGAUUGUUACAGAUACUUUCCCUCCAGUCACGUAAACCAGCAGCCAAGUUCCCCAGACAGAACCAGGAGGUCCAGCGUCGCCGCAGUUUCACCUUCAACCCUGAAUCAGAUGCCUUUGCACCCACAACAGCUACAGAUGCCCUCCAAACCUCGGUGUUCCUCUGCUGACAUGUCGCCGGGCCACGGCUCAGGACUCUGGCGUCCCAGAGAGAGGAAGAGCCGCCGCAGACGCUCGUACGCGGGGGAGGGCCAGGCGUCGCUGGACGGCUCUCUGGAGCGCGCCAUCCGCGCGGCGCGGCGCAUGAAGCACACGUCCAGACACAUGGCGCACUCGCUGGCGUCGGGCCUCGUCUACCAGAAGCUGCUCACGCAGUCCUGCUACUACUAGAGGCCAGGGGACAGCAACUCUACCAAAGUGAAUAAAAACAGUAAAUUUUC